UUUACACGGCUCCCCAAAUCUUAAUUUCUUCCAAACACCAAAAACCACUCUUCUCAAUCUCUUCCCUCUUUUCAUCGAUCUCUCAAUCCUUGAUCUCGACGAGCAGUUUGUUUUUGAAGGACUUAAUCUGCAAAAAUGCCUCUCAGACUUGAAAUCAAGAGGAAACUUGCUCAAAGAUCAGAAAGAGUAAAAUCUGUAGAUCUCCAUCCAACAGAACCAUGGAUUCUGGCAAGUUUAUAUUCAGGAACUGUGUGCAUCUGGAAUUACCAAUCCCAGACCAUGGCUAAGUCGUUCGAGGUAACCGAGUUACCAGUUAGGUCUGCAAAGUUUGUAGCACGCAAACAGUGGGUCGUUGCUGGAGCUGAUGAUAUGUUUAUUCGUGUAUACAACUACAAUACAAUGGAUAAGAUUAAAGUAUUUGAGGCACACACGGAUUACAUUAGAUGUGUGGCAGUCCAUCCCACUCUUCCUUAUGUGCUAUCUUCAUCUGAUGAUAUGCUCAUAAAGCUUUGGGAUUGGGAGAAGGGUUGGGCGUGUACUCAGAUAUUUGAGGGACAUUCACACUAUGUAAUGCAAGUCACUUUUAACCCAAAGGACACAAAUACUUUUGCUAGCGCAUCUCUUGACCGUACCAUUAAGAUUUGGAAUCUUGGCUCCCCCGACCCAAAUUUCACUUUGGAUGCCCAUCAGAAAGGGGUGAACUGCGUUGAUUAUUUUACAGGUGGUGACAAGCCUUAUUUAAUAACUGGUUCUGAUGAUCACACUGCUAAGGUGUGGGACUAUCAAACCAAAAGUUGUGUUCAGACACUGGAAGGUCAUACUCACAAUGUUUCUGCAGUUUGUUUCCAUCCUGAACUUCCUAUAAUAAUUACUGGUUCUGAGGAUGGCACUGUUCGCAUUUGGCAUGCUACCACUUAUAGGCUUGAAAAUACGUUGAACUAUGGUCUUGAGAGAGUUUGGGCUAUUGGACAUAUGAAAGGUUCUCGGAGGAUUGUUAUUGGGUAUGAUGAAGGUACCAUUAUGGUGAAAAUUGGUCGUGAAGUGCCUGUAGCUAGUAUGGAUAACAGUGGAAAGAUUAUAUGGGCUAAGCACAAUGAAAUUCAAACUGUGAACAUUAAGAGUGUUGGAGCAGAUUUUGAGGUCACAGAUGGAGAAAGAUUACCUUUGGCUGUUAAGGAGUUGGGAACCUGUGAUCUUUACCCACAGAGCCUAAGGCAUAAUCCCAACGGGAGGUUUGUUGUUGUAUGUGGAGAUGGUGAGUACAUUAUAUAUACAGCUUUGGCUUGGAGAAAUAGGUCAUUUGGCUCAGCGUUGGAAUUUGUUUGGUCAUCCGAUGGAGAAUAUGCUGUUAGAGAAAGCACAUCAAAGAUCAAGAUUUUCAGCAAAAAUUUUCAGGAAAAGAAGAGUGUUCGGCCAACCUUCUCUGCUGAACGAAUUUAUGGGGGGACUUUACUGGCAAUGUGUUCAAACGAUUUCAUCUGUUUUUAUGAUUGGGCUGAGUGCAGGUUGAUUCGACGAAUUGAUGUCACAGUUAAAAAUCUCUACUGGGCUGAUAGUGGUGACUUAGUUGCAAUUGCCAGUGAUACAUCAUUCUACAUCCUAAAGUACAAUCGGGAGGUUGUUCAGUCUUACUUAGAUAGUGGAAGACCAGUGGAUGAACAAGGAGUAGAGGAUGCAUUUGAGCUUCUUCAUGAAACUAAUGAGCGUGUUAGGACUGGUAUAUGGGUUGGGGAUUGUUUUAUUUACAACAACUCUUCAUGGAGACUUAAUUACUGUGUUGGUGGAGAGGUGACAACUAUGUAUCACUUGGACCGUCCUAUGUACUUGUUGGGGUAUCUUGCCAGUCAAAGUCGGGUGUAUCUGAUUGACAAAGAGUUUAAUGUUAUGGGAUACACAUUGCUUCUCAGCUUGAUUGAGUACAAGACUCUUGUGAUGCGUGGAGACUAUGAGAAGGCCAAUGAAAUCUUACCUACAAUUCCUAAAGAGCACCACAAUAGUGUGGCUCAUUUCUUGGAAUCACGAGGUAUGAUAGAGGAUGCUCUAGAAGUUGCUACAGAUCCUGAUUACAGAUUUGAACUAGCCAUUCAGCUUGGCAAAUUAGAUGUUGCAAAGGAUAUUGCUAUAGAAGUUCAGAGUGAGUCAAAAUGGAAACAGUUAGGAGAAUUAGCUAUGUCAACUGGAAAGCUUGAAAUGGCUGAAGAAUGUAUGACACAUGCAAUGGACUUGAGUGGUUUAUUAUUGCUAUAUUCUUCUUUGGGAGAUGCUGAAGGGAUAUCAAAACUUGCAACUCUUUCAAAAGAACAAGGAAAGAAUAAUGUUGCAUUCCUGUGUUUGUUCAUGUUGGGUAAAUUGGAGGACUGCCUUCAGCUUUUGGUUGAAAGCAAUCGAAUUCCAGAGGCUGCUCUGAUGGCACGCUCUUACCUUCCAAGCAAGGUUUCAGAAAUAAUGGCUAUUUGGAGAAAAGACCUGAGCAAGGUCAAUCCAAAAGCUGCUGAUUCAUUGGCCGAUCCUGAAGAGUAUCCUAACUUGUUUGAGGAUUGGCAACUUGGUCUUUCUGUAGAAUCUAAAGUUGCAGAGACAAGAAGCAGUUAUCCUCCUGCAGAGUACUAUGUGAACCAAGUUGAUAGAUCACGCAUGACACUUGUGGAGGCUUUCAGAAAUAUGCAAAUAGAGGAUGAGGAACCCCUUGAAAAUGGAGAUCUUGAUCAUGAGGAGACGGAACAAAAUGGACACAACCAGGAUGCAGAGGAGCAAAAUGGAGAAGAAGGGAGCCAAGAGGAAGCUGUUGUCGUGGAUGCUGAUUCAACAGAUGGUGCGGUACUCGUUAAUGGUAACGAGGCUGACGAAGAGUGGGUGCUUGCGCCACAUCAGUAGGUUCUUUCAAGACAUUCAGUUCGAGCAGCAUUCAAGGCAUACUUAAGGUGAGGAAAGGAUGGUUAAAUGCAUUUGGUAAAGGGGAUCAAAGACAUUGAAGUUUUAAAUGGAGCAGAAGUUCACAGAUAUCCUUUCCCAUUUCGAGGUCUUUGAAGUUGUGCAUGAGAAUGCCUUGCCUAGUUUUCUAAGAAACAGCUAAACAUUCCCAUGUAGUGUAACCAGGAUCCAAUUAGGAUGAAAAAUAAACUGCUAGAUUCUGCCAUGCCAGAAUUGAAAAGGAAGGUUAUAGUUAGUAUUUGGUUCUUGAAAUAAUUUAGAUAGGUUCACAUCAAAUAAUAUCUGAUACUGGCUUCAUUUUUUAAUAUAGUGAAUUUUUGACUUCCAGGUUUUGUGUUGGAGAUUAGGAAGAUCUGACCGUAAGGACUGUUUGUCUCUCUUACCUGGUGACAUGGCUCUGUAGCACAUUGAAUUUUGGCAUGGGGCAUAUACAAGAAAGUAAAUUAACUCAGUAAUGGUUUUAAUUGCCUUUCUUUAAGUUUUACCAUAUUCUUUUGAGGCCUUUUUUGUCCAACAAAUUUUUCUUUGUGCCACCGUGAAUGUAGGAAGAAUCGGGAACUAGUAAUGAUUACACAACUUCGCCCUCUCUUUUAAUUCUUAGAUAUUAUGUUCCCCUUGAUUCUUCUGGUUGGGUUGUGGGAAUUUUCUUUAUGUGAAAAUUGUAUUGUAAACGUAUCUACUUUAGGCAUAUGAUAGAUUCCUUUAAUGGACUCCUACUUUUCCAAUGGUUUGGUAACUCUGUCCUCCGCAAAAUGAUAGUAUAUGUGUUUGCUGAAUGGCCAUGGACGUUUCUGUACCCAAUUUAUAGGGUCACUUUUCUGAUGUUACUGAAUCAUUUUCUGAUUCAAGGCGCACUAUGACAUGGUUG
Molecule: messenger RNA, 3799 nt
Organism: Rubroshorea leprosula
Lineage: Eukaryota; Viridiplantae; Streptophyta; Magnoliopsida; Malvales; Dipterocarpaceae
Source: the annotation of a GenBank genome assembly